Scheffersomyces amazonensis is the source of this 1951-nucleotide messenger RNA. Its product is annotated as general amino acid permease AGP1. The record is from RefSeq and is a predicted model, not a curated record. Lineage: Eukaryota; Fungi; Ascomycota; Pichiomycetes; Serinales; Debaryomycetaceae. Gene Ontology annotation, molecular function: amino acid transmembrane transporter activity. Gene Ontology annotation, biological process: amino acid transmembrane transport. Gene Ontology annotation, cellular component: membrane. Bases 112 to 1857 code for a protein of 581 amino acids. The transcript has a single exon.
CAGUUUCCUCAUUUUACCCCAUAUUUUUCAUCAAGCAUAUACUUAUCAAGAAUUUCCGUUGCAUUUUAUCUUAUUUAUUUAUUUAUUACAUCGUUCUCUUAAACAAAAGUAAUGUCAAGUAUUCACGAAAAUCAAGCUACUGUAAUAUCAAGUAAUCAUGAAAACAAAAAUUCUAAUUUUGAAAAAGCUUCUAUCCUGGAAUUAGAAUCUCUGUCAUCUUUCAAUAGAACAAAUGAUUCGACUACUUCAAGAUGGCAAAAUUUUAAAGACUCAUUCAAAAGAGCUACUCCUACAGAGAAGACUGAAGAUUCACUAGAUAAAUCGAUUACAAAAAGGCACUUACGUUUGAUGUCUCUCUCCACUGGUUUGGGGACAGGAUUACUUGUGGGUGCAGGUGCUAGACUCAGAGCAGCAGGACCCGCUGGUACUUUGAUUGGAUAUGCCAUAGUUGGAUUUAUUAUGUUGGUUCCUACUGUUAAUUCAGUAAGUGAGUUAAGUAUUGCUUACAGUGGUUUACCUGGUGGGUUUCAGUCAUAUUAUGCUAAAUUCAUAGAUGAUUCGAUUGGAUUUGCUUUGGGAUGGAACUAUGCCUUCCAAUGGAUUACAGUUAUCUCAUUAGAAUUAGUCACCGCUUCCAUGACAAUUAAGUUCUGGACUACAUCUAUUAAUCCUGAUAUCUUUGUAACUAUAUUCUUCAUUAUUAUAGUUUCUAUUAAUUUAGCAGGUUCUAAAGGUUAUGCUGAAGCUGAAUUUAUAAUGAAUUCCAUUAAAGUACUUAUGUUAACAGGAUUUGUUAUUUUUGGUCUAGUCAUUAAUUUAGGUGGUGGCCCUGAAGGAUUCAUUGGUGGUAGAUACUAUCAUGACCCAGGUGCUAUUACUGAUUUCAAAGGUGUAGUUUCAGUCUUUGUAACUGGUGCAUUUUCGUUAGGAGGUUCUGAAUUCAUCUCUUUGUCUUGUGCUGAAGUCAAGAAUCCUAGAGUUGCUAUUAAGUGUGCUUCUAAAUUCGUUUACUAUAAGGUAAUAGUUUUGUUUUUAGGAUCAUUAUGUAUGGUUGGUUUAUUGGUACCAUAUACUUCAGAUAGAUUAUUGGGUUCAGGUGGAAGUGCCACUCAUGCAUCUCCUUAUGUAAUUGCAGCAGAAAUGCAUGGGGUUAAGGUUUUACCCCAUAUUAUUAAUGCUGUCAUCUUAGUUUCGGUUACAUCAGUUGCUACUGCUGCCAUGUAUAGUAGUCCACGUUUAAUCCAGUCUUUAUCAGAACAGGGAUUGGGACCUAAAUGGUUGAACUAUAUAGAUAGAAAUGGUAGACCUUUACGUGCCUGGUUGCUCACUGUUUUAUGCACAUUCUUUGCUUAUAUUGCAGCCUAUGAUCAAGAGGAAACAGUCUUCACCUGGUUAUUAUCACUUUCUGCCUUAAGUUUUGUUUUUGUUUGGUUAUCUAUUUGUAUUUGCCAUUUAAGAUUCAGAGCUUGUUUAAAACAUAAAGGAAUUUCUUUAAAUACUUUGGCAUAUGUUUCACCUACUGGUGUUAUCGGAUCGUGGGUUUCUAUAAUUAUUAACACACUUAUUCUUAUAGGUCAAUUUUGGGUCGCUCUUUGGCCAGUUGGAGGAGAUGGAAAACCAAGCGUUAAUUCCUUCUUUGAAAAUUACUUGGCUGUUCCAAUGUUCUUGGUUUGUUAUAUUGGCCAUAAAUUAUACACUAAAAAUUGGAAAUGGUAUAAAAAGAUCGAUCAAAUUGAACUUGACGAAGGUAGAGUAAUUUAUGACCCAGAGAUUUUGGAAUUAGAAAACCUCGAACAGAAAGAGAAAUUCAGAAAAGCUCCAAUAUGGAGUAAAGUUUAUACAGUUUUAUUUGAUUAGCUUGAAACUAUUCUCAAACAACUCUCAAUAUAUAUCUAUUCGUCUAUAUAUAGUCGCAUGAAAAAAAUGACUGCAAAAUAAAUUUGAUGUGCGA